This is a messenger RNA of Tripterygium wilfordii, 1972 nucleotides long. Its product is annotated as pentatricopeptide repeat-containing protein At5g04780, mitochondrial. The record is from RefSeq and is a predicted model, not a curated record. The transcript has a single exon. Lineage: Eukaryota; Viridiplantae; Streptophyta; Magnoliopsida; Celastrales; Celastraceae. The coding region runs from base 72 to 1937 and encodes 621 amino acids. Gene Ontology annotation, biological process: RNA modification. Gene Ontology annotation, molecular function: zinc ion binding; RNA binding; protein binding.
AAGGCCUUUAAAAAUUUUCAGAGUUGUAGACUACUUCUGUCAAAGGCUUUGGUUGCAUUGUAUGCGAUUUGAUGCAAAUCUCGACUACUAGGACGAACUGUAAGAGAUUUACAAGGAACUUUUGGUUUCAUUACAAGAGCUUCUCAGCCGCAGCAAAUGCUCCAACGGAGGAAAAUCUUGUUUGGGUGGGCACCAGUGCCACGGCAAAAGUUUCAUAUUUACAUGCCCUCCUGCAGUUUUGUGCAAGAGAGAGAUUACCCAUGGAGGGAAAAGCAUGCCAUGCACAGAUUCUCCAUAUUGGGUUACAGAAUAACGCUUUAACGUCAAAUAUUUUGACGAACUUGUAUUCAAAAUGUAGUCUUAUUGAGUGGGCUCGCACGGUGUUUGACAAAAUGCCUGAGAGAACAUUGGUUUCAUGGAAUACAAUGAUUGGUUCGUAUGCCCAAAAUGGGCAGGAGGAAGAAGCUUUAGGUCUAUUCGUGGAGAUGCAAAGAGUAGGUGAUGGACUUAGUGAAUUCACACUCUCGAGUGUUCUUUGCGCUUGUGCGGCAAAAUGUGAUGUCUUGGAGUGUAAACAAUUGCAUUGUUUUUCCAUUAAGGCUGCAAUGGAUUCCGAUAUUUUUGUGGGGACUGCAUUGCUUGAUCUUUAUGCCAAAUGUGGUUUGGUGAAUUGUGCAACUCAGAUAUUUGAUUGCAUGCCAGAGAGGAAUGCGGUCACAUGGAGUUCCAUGGUGGCAGGGUAUGUGCAAAAUGAGCUUUAUGAGGAGGCUUUGUUGUUGUUCCACAAGGGUCAGAUGAUUGGGCUGGAAUAUAGCCAGUUUACAAUAUCGUCUGUUAUUUCUGCCUGUGCAGGCCUGGCAGCCAUGAUUCAAGGGACUCAGGUUCAUGGUGUUGUGUGUAAAACUGGAUUUGGUUCUAAUAACUUUGUUGCUUCCUCUCUUAUAGAAAUGUAUGCUAGAUGUGGCUGUGUUAGAGACUCGUAUGUUUGUUUUUCUUGUGUAGAAGGGAAGAACAUUGUUCUUUGGAAUUCAAUAAUCUCUGGGUUUGCUAAACAUGCUUGCUCCAUUGAGGCAAUGGUUUUAUUUGAAAAAAUGCAGCAGACGGGUAUGCGCCCAGAUGAAGUGACAUACCUUUCUGUGUUAACUGCAUGUAGCCAUAUGGGUUUGGUUGAAAAGGGAUGGAGAUAUUUUGACCUCAUGAUUAGAGAGCACCAUUUGCCACCCAAUGUCCUCCACUACUCAUGCAUGGUUGAUAUCCUUGGUCGGGCAGGAUUGAUUCGGGAAGCUUAUGAAUUAAUUGAGAAAAUGCCAUUUGAUGCCACUACUUCGACUUGGGGGUCACUUCUUGCCUCUUCUAGGAAUUAUGGGAAUGUGGAGUUUGCUGAGAUUGCAGCCAAGCAUUUAUUUGAGAUGGAACCUAAUAAUGCUGGAAACCAUGUUUUGCUUUCAAACACGUAUGCAGCAAAUAAAAAAUGGGACGAAGUUGUAAGAGCAAGGAAGCUGCUGAAAGAAAGUGAGGCAAUGAAAGACAAGGGCAUGAGCUGGAUAGAAAUCAAAGACAAUGUUCACACAUUUAUCGUUGGAGGGAGAAACCACCCUAGAAUUGCUGAUAUUUAUCUAGAGCUCGAUAGAUUGUUGGAUGAUAUGAAGAAACUGGGGCAUCAAACUGAGAUCGCUUAUGACCUUCAUCAUGUGGAAGAUACUAGAAAGCAAGAACUUUUGAGGCAUCAUAGUGAGAAGCUAGCUCUUACUUUUGGGCUUAUGUGCUUGCCUCCUGGUGUGCCAAUCAGAAUAAUGAAGAAUCUAAGGAUAUGUGGAGAUUGCCACACUUUUAUGAAGCUUGCUUCAAAAAUCACAGGGAGGGAAAUAAUUGUUCGGGAUGUUAACCGGUUUCACCAUUUUAAGAGUGGAUGUUGUUCUUGUAGGGAGUUUUGGUGAAUUUUUUUUUGGUCUGCCAUGAACACAGUGCUGGU